Molecule: messenger RNA, 891 nt
Organism: Clonostachys rhizophaga
Lineage: Eukaryota; Fungi; Ascomycota; Sordariomycetes; Hypocreales; Bionectriaceae
Source: the annotation of a GenBank genome assembly
AUGGGCGCUUUUAUGAACUACAUAGGUUUGGGUGCUGUCACUAAUCCCUCUACCUCUGGCCUGACCGAGCUGGAGAGCAUUCAACAGCUUCAGAAAGGUGGCGGAUACAUCACUGGCGAAGACGAAGUCGUGCAGGGUCUUCAACGUCAAGGCGAUCUGGAGGAUAGCUCAGGGGCAUUUCUUCUUGGGAUGCGCAAUGCUAUCGCCACAUUGCCCUGCAGGGAUGAUGGGCAGCUACCGAGGGUAACUUUUACGACGAUGAAAGAUGUUGGCCGAUUUGUAGCAGCGUCAUUAGACCUCGUAAAGUGGGAGGAAAAUAUGACAAUGGUGGGCGAGACUGUGAAUUUAGGUGAUCUACUGCGGCAUGCCGAAGAAAUCACGGGCUUCGACUUCAAGGUGGAAACUCGUUCGAGGGAAGCUGAUGAAGAAAGACUGCAGCAGUUGCGCCCCGAUGAUUUUUUAGGUCAACUCUUCACGCAGUUCAGGCUGGCUUUUGGACGAGACGCGCAGGAUGAGGGCAUACUGGAGCCUGUCGUGAACAGACUCUGCCCUGAUAUCAAGUCUAUGGGCAUUCGAGAAUAUAUGGAACGUUGUUGGAGAGCCGCUAAGGCCACCCAGCUCGGGGGCAUAUUGUACGGCAAGCUGCCCGCUUCUGAUCCCCAUACCACUCUAAAUUUCAACAGACUCUACAGCGAAUCUCUACCAAAUGGUUUUCAGUUCGAUUGCACUUUUGCGCACCUAGCUUCAUUCCGAGAGUUUCGCUCGAUAUAUCCUUGGGUGCUCCUGCAACGCUAUUUCCUCAUAGAGGUUGUGGAAGAACGGGCGGUACGUCUCGUCGGAAAGAAUGGUAAUGUUGCGGGCCUUGGCGAAGGCAACAAUCUCCGUAAAUGA